UGCGUCGCGUCAUGUGACCGGCUGUCAUGGCGGCGGCGCUGCGGCUGUGUCGCGGCGUGGCUCGGCUUUGGCAGCAGCCGCUCCUCAGUCGACCGCCGCCUCGCCGGGCCGGCUCCAGCGGCGCCCGGAGCCGCCUGUACGAGCACGCGCGGGAGGGCUGGGCUUCGUGGCCGCGGCUGGACGUGGCGGGGCUGAGCGCGCGGAUGAGCGAGGCCGAGCGGGAGCUGGAGGCGCGCAAAGGGCCUCUCAAGGCGCCGGAGCUGCGCCAGCUUGUUUCUGUUUGGGAGAGACUGAAUCAGGUUCAAGAGGAGAUUGCAAAACUCAGCGUAGAGAAAAACAGAGUGAGGACAGAAGCGUACAAUUUUACACAAAGCCAUGAUGAGAGUACUUUACAGAUGCUGCCUGUUUACAAUGCCUUGGUGAAAGAGGGGAGGGAAAUCCGUUGUCGCCUUCAUGCCUUGCGCCAGGAGCAGAUCGAGUUGCAAGAGAAAUACUAUCUGGAUGCCCUAAAGCUGCCCAACCGGAUUCACCCUGAUGUGCAAUUUGGAGAUGAGAACGAACCCAGGAUAGUGGAGAUUAUUGGCGAAAAACCAGAAUUUGAUUUCAAGGUCAAAGGACACCUAGAAAUUGGAGAAAAGCUGGACAUUCUAAGGCAAAGACGCUUGGCGCAUAUUUCCGGUUUACGAUCGUACUACCUCUGCGGGGCAGGUGCUCUGCUUGAGCGAGCCCUGGUCCAGUUCACUUUCUUCAAGCUGAUCAAAAAGGGUUUCAUUCCCAUGACCGUCCCGGAUUUGCUUAAAGGAGCCGUGUUUGAAGGCUGUGGCAUAUUACCUGAAGUCCACUCCUCCCUCGUGUAUAGCAUAGACCCGUCCCGGUUUGAGGAUCUGAACUUGGCGGGAACAUCCGAGGUUGGCAUUGCAGGUUAUUUUGCAGACCAUGCCGUAGCUUUGAAGGAUCUACCCGUCAGGAUAGUGUGUUCCAGCACUUGCUACCGAGCAGAAACUCAGACUGGCAAGGAACCUUGGGGUCUCUAUCGAGUGCACCAGUUCAACAAGGUGGAAAUGUUUGGGGUCACCGCCAAUGAGACGGGCUUCGAAAGCAGUGCCUUGAUGGAGGAAUUCCUCGCCCUCCAGAAAGAGAUUUUCCUGGAGCUGGGAUUACACUACAAAGUUCUGGACAUGCCCCCGCACGAACUGGGCCUGUCUGCCUUCAGGAAAUUUGACAUUGAGGCCUGGAUGCCCGGCCGGAACCAGUACGGAGAGAUAUCCAGCCUCUCUAAUUGCACUGAUUUCCAGUCGCGGCGCUUGAACAUCAUGUACUACGAUGAGAAACAGCAGCUCAGCUUCGCACAUACUGUUAACGGAACUGCUUGCGCGAUUCCCCGGAUGGUCAUUGCCAUCCUGGAGUCCAACCAACUCAAGGAUGGCAGUGUUCAGAUCCCAUCAGUCCUGCAGCCUCUGAUGGGCGCCGAGGUCAUCACCAAACCCAGCCACGUCCUGUUGAAAUACAUCGGUCCCAACCAGUUCAAGAAAGGGAAGAAACCAAUCUGGAAAACUCAGAACGAGUGAGGACCCUCCGUUAGGGGCCCGAUCCUGCUGCGGAAUGGGGCAGCCCCUCCGGGCUAGCAGAAGGGCUGUACUUCUGCCUGGCGCAUUGCGUCGGUUUUCUCCGUAAAAGUCGCCAAUGGAGAAAGGCGCUUCCUUGCGCCGUUCUGUUUCGGAGUGGUUCCCCUUCUGGGGGGGCCUCUGGGGGUCUUCCAGAGAUGACCCAUCAACCCAGCUGGCAGGGACUCUGGUUUUCUAACAGAGGUGUCUUUUAAGGAACUGCCUCUUCUGCACAAGGGGUGCCUCGGUACCGCUUUAGCCAGGCCUCGCUAGUGCCUCUCUUAAGGACGGAGACUUAUUUUCGAGAUGGGGGGGGAGUCCCUGAGUGGGGGAGCAGAACGGUUAUUUCAGCCUCUAGUUUCUUCUGCACCCAUCUUAACGUUCGUUCCUGUACUCUUUCCGCCCCCUGGAAAUUCAGGUCUUUGGAAACAGCCCACAUCUCAAAUCCCGGCAGGCUAUCUCGACCGGGAAGGAGAGGGCUGGAAAUAACAGAUGUAAAUAAAUAAGAUUCCCGGUGAUCUUUUCACUGUUUUAUCCUGUG
Crotalus tigris (Tiger rattlesnake) is the source of this 2145-nucleotide messenger RNA. It is a transcript of the gene SARS2, whose product is annotated as seryl-tRNA synthetase 2, mitochondrial. Gene Ontology annotation, molecular function: ATP binding; serine-tRNA ligase activity; tRNA binding. Lineage: Eukaryota; Metazoa; Chordata; Lepidosauria; Squamata; Viperidae. The transcript has 16 exons. Gene Ontology annotation, cellular component: mitochondrion. Gene Ontology annotation, biological process: mitochondrial seryl-tRNA aminoacylation. The coding region runs from base 27 to 1568 and encodes 513 amino acids. The record is from RefSeq and is a predicted model, not a curated record.